Molecule: messenger RNA, 624 nt
Organism: Phytophthora nicotianae INRA-310
Lineage: Eukaryota; Oomycota; Peronosporomycetes; Peronosporales; Peronosporaceae
Exons: 1
Coding region: 1-624 (207 amino acids)
Source: RefSeq, a predicted model, not a curated record
AUGAACGAGAUGGUCCUUCAAUUCAAACUGGAGUCAGCAGAUCCGAAAGAAUUGUUACCUCGUGUUCAAACCCGAGUUCGGAAUCACCGUAAAAACGUCCUGAACGACAACGACUUUGUUGAUGAAAUGGAGGCUCUAAUCCAGAAAAAUCGAUACUCAAGUGGCCUUGGCGACAACGUAGCCUUUGCUUUCGGGUAUACUGUAGGCUCUAUCGGCGAACCCAAAUUGGGAAAGGAAUCCGACGAAAGCCCGCUAGUGGUCGGGUUUGAGACAAAAACGUCUAUUCGGCGACUUCAAUAUGCCAAUAGCUACAUGACCCAUCUUGAUGCAACUAUUAAACUUAACACUAGCGGUUUCCCGGUUAUCGCUGUUGGAGUAUCGGACUUGUGGCGGCAAUUUCAUUUAGUAUGCAUGUUUCUAGUGUCCGACUUGAAGCAACCUCAGUGGGAACAUGCCAUCCGUUCAAUGUUAGAUAUGUACGUCACCGUUACGGGUGAACAAGGUCACAUCAACUACGUGACGAUGGAUGCAGAUGCUGCUCAACGAAGUGCCUUCGAAUCAAUUGCUGAUCAGUGUCUAAAUGUGGAGAGUCAACCAACGUACAUGAUGUGUUUUUCCACGUAA